Alligator mississippiensis (American alligator) is the source of this 1991-nucleotide messenger RNA. RefSeq names its product transmembrane protein 79 (gene TMEM79). The record is from RefSeq and is a predicted model, not a curated record. Lineage: Eukaryota; Metazoa; Chordata; Crocodylia; Alligatoridae. Gene Ontology annotation, biological process: regulated exocytosis. Gene Ontology annotation, cellular component: lysosomal membrane; trans-Golgi network membrane. The transcript is spliced from 4 exons. The coding region runs from base 190 to 1371 and encodes 393 amino acids.
UUUGAAGUCCAGGCGAAGGAGCAGAACUCUAGAGCCUUUGGCUCCGCACCGGUUCACCAGCUGCCUGUUCCUUCAUGGCCCCACAGAGCGCCCAGCGCCUGGCCGCAGGGUGAAAACAGCAAAGGACAAAGCCGACAGAGGUGACCCUUGUCACACCGGCCUCGGCGGCCAGCUGCCCACAGCACCAAGAUGAUGGCCAUCGACCCCGUGACUUGCAUGCAAGAGAUGACCCUGAUAGAGCUGAAGCCUCUGGCCCCCAGUGCCACGGUGGAAGAGGGGGUGUCCCUGGGGAACCACCAGCCGGGGGACCCCGACACCACCCUGCCUUGGGACCAGUCCCAGUGCGGCUCCGGGUAUAAGGAGACUGGGGAGCCCCCAGCCCUGGCUAAGGCAGAGUCCAAGGGACAGCGGAGGCCGAGCCCGGAGGGGAUCCAGGAAGGCACUGAGUUGGAGUGUCCUGGAGAGGCCAAGGCUUUCCUCAGUCCUGCCCCACUGAAGGAGCAGACAGAGGAUGAAGUCAAUCAGAUGCCAGAGAAGGCAGUUCACAUGUUCAUCCCCAUCGAUACCUGCUGCAUCGAGCGGACGCCCGGGCGCUGCAGCUCAGCAGGGACCAGCGCCUGGAAACAGCCAGUGCCUCGGCAUGGCGAAAGCACCCAAAAAGACACCAGCAGCUCUGAGAAGCAGCUCUUCGUGCCCUGCAGCCCCAGGCACUACAGCAAGGAGCAGCCCGGGGUGCCCAGCGGAUGCCCACCGUGCUCCAGCUGCAGCAAGGCCAACCUCAAAGCCGUGGCCUCCACGGUGGCGGCCAUGAUCCUCUACCCCUGCUUCGUGUACGGGGCCUACGUCUUCCUGCCCUUCGAUGCCCCCCCAAUGCCCAGCAUGAGCAUCCGGCUGGUCUACACCCUUCGCUGUGGCACCUUUGCCACCUUCCCCAUCAUCCUCGGGAUGAUUGUGUAUGGCAUCUCGCGCCUCUGCUUCUCGGCGCUGCAGCCCUUCGGGGAACUACGGCGGGAGGUGGAGAUCCACCGCGGCUAUGUUGCCCAGUCCGUGCAUCUCUUCAUCCUCUACUUCUUCAACCUCGCCGUGCUGGCUACCUACCUGCCCCAGGAGGCCCUGAAGCUCAUCCCCUUGCUCACAGGGCUCUUCGCCAUCUCCAGGCUGCUGUACUGGGUCUCCUAUGCCAUGGGCCGCUCUUUCCGUGGCUUCGGCUUCGGCCUCACCUUCCUGCCGCUGCUCACCAUGCUUCUGUGGAACCUCUACAGCAUGUUCGUGCUGGAGCCCCAGGACCUGUUUGCCACGGCGGAUGGGCCCGAAGGCCCCCUGGAGAAGAAGCCUGGUGCCACUGUGCCCAAGGCGCGCUACUGGGGGUGACUGAGGGGGCUGGAAGGCCUGGAGUGGGCUCUCCCAGCCCCCUGGUACCUGGACCUUGGACAGGCACCACCAAUGGCCUGGCUCUGCCAGGAUGAAGCAGGAGAAUACGGACUCAGGGCCCGCAGGUGAUUCAGGAGCACAAUGGUACCUGCCUCUGGACCCAGCUAGGCAGCUGCAAAGGGUUAAUCCUCACCCUGGCUACUUCUAGGAGCACAGAGCUAGCCGCUCACCUGAGUCUGGACUGCAUUGGCACUGAAGGGGCCCUGGUAAGGAGGAAACCCCUUGAUAAGGACCGGCAGCUCUGUGCUUUGCUGACCUGGCUGCUCUCAUUUCACUGGCCCAGGGCCCGGCAUCAGGAUUACAGCACAGGGGAGCAGGGUGAAGGGCCCAGGCUGAUAGCUGCUGAUUGAAUCGCCUGUGGAGCCUUUUUUUUGCACAGCAAUGCAUUGACCUGGGCUGGUCCUGUUGCUGGUAGGAUGCUGCAGUGGAAGGAGGGCGAUGGGCAUGGGCCAUUGGCUGCCUAGACAGUCUGGGUGGGUGGAAGACCCGUGCCAUGCUGGGCAUUGCUGUGGUCUUGGCCCUGAGCCCCAGCUAUGCUGAAUGAAACCAUCUGCAAUGCU